AUGCAUUUCUUCCGUGCGACCCUUGCCCUCGGCGUCAUCAUCCCUGCCAGCGCUGAACCGCUGCCACUCUCAACGCGCCAGGAGUUGAAUACAACAUGUGCUCCCAUUCACUACAUUGUUGCUCGAGGCACGACUGAGGGCUACCCGGGCAGUCUCGGCUCCCUGGUUGAUAUCCUCCUCGCGAAGUUCCCGGACAGCAAUUACGAGGACGUCAUCUACCCGGCGACCCAGGAGACCAGCACCAACAGCUACUGGGAGGGCCUCGCCAACGCCACCCAGCAGAUCAAGACCUAUGCUGACACCUGCACCGACUCCAAGAUUGCCGUCUUGGGUUACUCGCAGGGUGCGCUGGUUGUUGGGGACCUUUUCGCCGGUGGAGGCAACAACUCUGAGCUUGGGAACGCGACAACACCUCCAUACAUCGACUUCGCGACUUACGGGCAGCGUGUGAAUGCCAUUUUGCUCUACGGUGACCCACGCCACAUGCCUAACCAGAGCUUCAACCAGGGCAAUGUAUCCGCCCUGGCCGCCCCCGGUAAAUAUCCUCGCUCUGAUGCGCAGCUGGCCGCCAUCAACCUGUACGCUGAAAAGCUGCAUGAUUACUGCAACUACGAGGACGGCGUCUGUGACACUCGAGGUGUCGGCAACCUCACUGCUCAUAUGGCUUACACUUCCGACUACAACACCGUUGCAUCUGAGUGGCUUGAGACCAUGUUGACCGCAUAA
Diaporthe amygdali is the source of this 726-nucleotide messenger RNA. Its product is annotated as carbohydrate esterase family 5 protein. NCBI's taxonomy places the organism in Eukaryota, Fungi, Ascomycota, Sordariomycetes, Diaporthales, Diaporthaceae. Gene Ontology annotation, molecular function: hydrolase activity. The record is from RefSeq and is a predicted model, not a curated record. The coding region runs from base 1 to 726 and encodes 241 amino acids. The transcript has 3 exons.